This is a messenger RNA of Mya arenaria, 918 nucleotides long. RefSeq names its product galactosylgalactosylxylosylprotein 3-beta-glucuronosyltransferase 2-like. The transcript has 4 exons. Lineage: Eukaryota; Metazoa; Mollusca; Bivalvia; Myida; Myidae. Gene Ontology annotation, biological process: chondroitin sulfate proteoglycan biosynthetic process; carbohydrate metabolic process. Gene Ontology annotation, molecular function: galactosylgalactosylxylosylprotein 3-beta-glucuronosyltransferase activity. The coding region runs from base 1 to 918 and encodes 305 amino acids. Gene Ontology annotation, cellular component: Golgi membrane. The record is from RefSeq and is a predicted model, not a curated record.
AUGGUUUGGAUGGCUAAAAAUAAUCACAAGGAGAUAUUAAUUUGCAUCGUUGGAUCAUUUCUACUCUGGGUAUAUUUUAAUUUAUACAAGGAAAACAUUAAAAUCAUAGAACGGACAAAGGUUUUCAGAGCUGGGCAUGGAAAUAUAGCAAAGGUACAAGAACGACCAAAUGUUGAAAACAAAACUGACAUCCCCAAUAUUUAUAUCGUGACAGCAACCUAUUCUCGGCUUGCACAGAAAGCAGAUUUGACAAGACUGUCUUAUACCUUACGUCUUGUGCCGAACAUUCACUGGAUAGUUGUAGAAGAUGCUGAUAACAAAACUGAGCUUGUGAGAAACUUUCUCUUCAAUAGUAAGCUUCAGUUCAUACAUCUGAAUAAGAGAACACCGAACGUAAAAAAUCGCUGGGAAAUUCGAGGCAUUAGCCAAAGAAACGAAGCCGUGCGAUGGAUCCGACAGUUUGCUCAGACACCAGGCGUUGUCUACUUUGCUGACGACGAUAACACCUAUGACAUCAGAAUUUUCGAAGAGAUGCGGUACACAAAGAACGUGUCAGUGUGGCCAGUUGGGCUGGUCGCUGGCUUGAGAUAUGAGGCGCCAAAGGUCAGCAACAAAAAGGUUGUUGGUUGGCACACGUCAUUCCCACGCAAGUUUAGCACGGACAUGGCAGGAUUUGCGGUAAACCUGCAACUGCUCAAGAACAUCACCAGUGUAGAAUUCCGAGCCUCAGCGCCACCGGGUCAUCACGAGACAGACUUUAUUCAACAACUCGGUGUUGAACUAUCCGAUUUGGAACCGCUGGCUGCCAACUGCACAAAGGUUCUAGUCUGGCACACAAGAACACAGAAACCCAACGUUAAUAACGAAUCGAAAGUUCACCAAGACAAGAAUUACACCUCUGACCCUAUUGAGGUCUAA